UAAACAUUUUCUAUGAGAGGAAAAUAGGGCAAAAACAAACAGCCCCUGAACCAUUUUCACUUCGAAAUCUACACGUUCUUGUAUUCGACAUGGCGCAUCAUCCUCUGGCAGCUUUGAAAGAGGGCCUGGCCAAGCUCAGAAAGCAGUACGAAGAGAGACACAACAUCCUGAAAUCUAAACUUGCGAAGAAGGAGAAAAUAUCCAAUGAAGAUGAGCAGUGGUUGGACAAAGAAGGUAACCUCGUUGAGGAGGAACAGCUGAUAAAUGAUUUGGAAAAUGCAUCAGAGAAACUAGUCAUAAGUGCACCUGAUAUAUGCAGGUCCAAAGCCCAGAGAGCCUGAUCCUACGGCGACUGUAAAAAGUCAGGCUCAAGUACUGGAGAAACCAGUCUUCACAAAAAA
Messenger RNA from Lentinula edodes (shiitake mushroom), 401 nucleotides. RefSeq lists its product as uncharacterized. The transcript has 3 exons. NCBI's taxonomy places the organism in Eukaryota, Fungi, Basidiomycota, Agaricomycetes, Agaricales, Omphalotaceae. The record is from RefSeq and is a predicted model, not a curated record. Bases 90 to 341 code for a protein of 83 amino acids.